This is a messenger RNA of Trichoderma asperellum CBS 433.97, 2417 nucleotides long. RefSeq lists its product as uncharacterized. Lineage: Eukaryota; Fungi; Ascomycota; Sordariomycetes; Hypocreales; Hypocreaceae. The record is from RefSeq and is a predicted model, not a curated record. Gene Ontology annotation, biological process: DNA-templated transcription; regulation of DNA-templated transcription. Gene Ontology annotation, molecular function: DNA binding; zinc ion binding; DNA-binding transcription factor activity, RNA polymerase II-specific.
UCCAGUUAUUUUCUGUUCAUCUUUGUUUUCCAUGUUUGAUUGGGAGCACAAUUCGGUCAAAAACGGUUAAUCCUGUGGCCCAGGGGUCGAACGAUAUUCACAUAUUACAUACACAUCCGUUACGGUUUCAUUGCUGGGUAGCGAUCGUAACACUAACGCCUGGUCUAGCCGAGUCUAAUUUGCAACUCAUGGCUCGAAGAGUGAUUGCUCCGGGACACUCAUGCCUUGAAUGCCGUCGUCGCAAGAUCAAGUGCGAUAGGUCACUGCCUUGCUCCUAUUGCGCACGUAUCAAACUCCAAUGUUCAUAUCCUUCAUGGCGACCAAACAGAAGCAACCAUGGGGAGAGCGACCUGGCAGCCAAAGUACAGAGUCUCGAGUGCACUUUGCAGUCUCUGGAACAAAAGAUUACGCGUAUUGGAAAUUUACUGAAUGCGAAUCCGGAACCGCCCAGCAGACAGGAUCACGCUGAGCGAGAGCACCAGUUCUCUAUCGAGGAUGCACAUGACUUGCCAAGUCCAAGCUGGUCUUCGCCAAGAAUUAACUCGCAGUCAAAUUCAAGUCAAUACAAUACCGGUGCUCGAUCGACAAAUUCUCACCUCUUGCAAUCUUUGCCGUUUAACAGCUUGGCUGGCAUAUCGCAACCCCUCGAAGCCCUUCACCCCCCUCCUUCAAGCAUCUCAUUCAUCUGGCAGACAUAUCUUGAUGUGGUCGACCCACUCCUCAAGAUUUUUCACGUUCCUUCUAUUCAAAGGCAUGUUAUGAGCAUAAGUCAAGGCCGAGAGAUACCCGACGCAGCUACGGAAUGCUUGAUGUUUGCAAUAUAUUAUUCCACUGUCAUUUCUAUAUCGGUUGCGGAAUGUCGUGAUGAAUUUGGAGAGGAGAAACCGCUCUUGUUACAAAGGUAUCGAGAGGGAGUCGAGCGAGCGCUAGCAAGAGCAAAUUUCCUGAGCUCACAAGAUAUAACCGUAUUACGAGCGUUUGUCAUAUAUCUGAUCUGUGGGCGACUAGAUGAAAAUGGCCCCGACGUCUGCUCUCUUAUCGGACUCGCAAUUGGCAAUGCCAUGAAGCUGGGCCUCCAUAUCGACAUUCCCGGAAUGUGUACAUUUGAGGUUGAAAUGAGGCGCCGGCUUUGGUGGCAGAUCUGUACCUUGGACGUUCGUGUUGCCGAAGAUUUCGGCGGAGAACCAUACAUUAUCGAACCAAAUCUUCGUACAGAGCUACCACUAAACGUCAAUGAUAUAAGCCUAGACCCUCAUAUAGGUGAGUUGAAUCCACAACCGGGACGAAGCGAGAUGCUGUUUAGCCUGGUGCGAUUCGAAGUGAGCCACUUUGCACGACGAAUUGUGUUUUCGGAUCGAUUCUGCCGAAUCAAUAAUUAUGAGAUAAUGAAUGAAGCGCAAAAGUGCCAAGCGGUAGAUCAAUUCAAGGAGCGCAUUGAGAAACAGUACCUAUCGUAUUGCCACAAGGCAAUUCCUCUAGACUGCGUCACGGUUAUGAGCAACAGGCUUAUUCUUGCAAAGUUGAAGCUAGCUGUUUAUAAGCCGCGCGCAGAUCAAAAUCACGGGAUGCCUCUGCGGGCUAACUAUCGCAGAGCCUGUGAGGAAUUCUUAGAACAUGCACACGAAUUACGCCAAUACAGUAAGGGCCGUCGAUGGCUGUGGUUGUUCCAGACAUAUGUUGAAUGGGAUGCGCUGGCGUAUCUGCUGUUAGAUAUUUGCAUCACUUUGUCAUCACCAGGCCUAUCACCUAAUGAGUCCAUUAAUGCUCCGUGGAAAGUGGUUAAAGAAAGUUAUAAUCACUGGAAGAACAAUCCUGACGUUCAUCGAGACCGUCGCUGGAUGAAUAUCGAGGAACUUCACUCGCACGCUCUAUCUAUAAGGGAACGGGCACAAAAUGUGACGCAAAUAUCCCAGACAACUCCAUCUUAUUGUUCCCAGCAGGCACACGAUCAGUCUGAUGAUGUGUCUGAUGACACCGUCGAGAUGCAACAACAGUACGAAUCAAGCCCGGAUUCUAUGUAUACUCGAAACACGGCUACUAAUGCCGAGAAUAGAAUUAUUCCUGUGUCCAUGAGUUCUAUGAACAAAAAUACACAGAUACAGCGAUCCUAUGCAACGGAUUUGCAAGGCCCCGAAUCCAAUAUGUUGCCUGAUCAGGUACCCUUGAUGUGGGCACUCGCGAAUGCGGCCGCAGCUUCGGCCGAAGAAGCUCAAAUCUCUGUAACUACUGCAGACAUGCCAGGAGCAGGGACUGCUUGUGAGUGGAGUGCUUCCCUGAUAGAGACAUAUUGGGAGGUUGCUGGACAGGGAAAUGACGGCUCUAGCGCAUGGCCCCCAAGGUAGCUUCAUAUACUGUUUGGAUAAGGAUAGCUACCAUUCUAUUCUUCAAAAAAGCAAAUAUGAAACAUGGAUUGCCCC